UUACUUGCAUUUAAAUCUGAGGCGCUUUUUCUUUUUUUUCUUUUUUUUUUAAUUUGUAGUUGGAAUGACGGUCUAAAUUUCUUCCCGACGUAACUUUUUUGAUAGGCUCCCCCCCAGCAGAAAAUAAACCACAGCGUCAAGUUCGCAGCCAAUUACAGAGGGUUACGGCCGCCUGAGUUAAAAGCAAAGGAGAACCCUGCCUCUGGCGGCGAAAACAAGACCCCCAGACAGAAAAAAGUUCCGCAAAGAUCAGGCUUCUCCGCUGUGAGGGAGUGCUAUAGGCGAUGGGCAGAGUGAUUAAUUACGCUGGAGAGAACCUGUGCCGCGUGUUUCCAAUAAAUUAGGAGCUCCGGGAACUUUUACGCACACAGGUGAGGAGUUGGAUGCGCGCAUUUUGAGGAUAUUGAGGAUACAGUUUGAGGAAGGACUGCGCAAUCAAAAGGCCAUUUCGGACUGUAUUCAUGACGUUUAUCAAAACAGCGCUUUGGAGAAAUACCAGAGAAAAUCCACCUACAGACAUACAGAUUUGUAAUACCCAUAUGGUUGGAAGUGAGGCGCUUCAAAUGGACGGUGGUAAUUGCUCCAGCUCGGUGGUGGAUGUGGAUGACAGCCCGGUCUCCAGUCCCGGCUCCAGCCCCAGUCCGGACGGCCGUCGUCGCGGUGAGCUGCACCGGCCCAGGGCGCUGCAGGCCGGCGCGCUCGGCGGCAGAGGACGCCCGGCGGCGGCCAACGCGGCGCGGGAGAGGAGCCGGGUGCAGACGCUGAGGAACGCGUUCUUGGAGCUCCAGAGGACUUUACCGUCGGUGCCGCCGGAUACCAAGCUGUCCAAACUCGACGUGUUGAUACUAGCCACCACCUAUAUUGCCCAUUUGACUCGAACACUGCAGGAGGAAGGCGCAGAUGAAGGAGAGAGCACAAAACAAACAGAAGCGUUACACUCACUGAAAGGUGAAGGCUACCUGCACCCUGUAAAGAAAUGGCCAAUGCGAUCCAGAUUGUACGUCGGAGCAACUGGACAGUUCCUGAACAAUCCUUCCGACUCAGAGAAUCAAGGCCCGUCGUCUUCCUCCUCUUAAUAGGCCUACAUGAAUUUCAUGUAGCCACGAAAGCGACAUGACAUUUGCAUGAGCUCCAAAAUAAAAAUAAAGAAAAAAAAAAACAAAAAAAACUGUCACUGCAGCUCGAAGACGAUGUAAAUUAAUAUAUUGCGUGAAUUUUACUGUAUAUAACUGUCGAACAAAAUACGCAUGCAUUUUCUUGUUGUUAGUUUAUGUGUGCGCCAUGCAGCUCCACGCAUGUCCCGUGUCUGAUCUCUGCAGAAAUUCCGCGGAGCCCGUCAUGCUUGAGCGUGCACUUUGACUUGAGACAUUUGCACUAAAUGCAUGUGUGAAUAACUUAGCAUCUGUCAUGUGAAGUGGUCUGUCAGAGGGCCGACAAUGGAGGCUUUUUAUCUCGUGUUUCUUCUUUUUACAUGCAUGGUUGUAAAUGUGUGUUUUUGUGAAUAAAUUACAAAAGAAUGCAAGAAGAAAAGACUUCGAAAAAUUUAAGAAAAGCAGACUUGUACGAUUAAUCUCUUUCUUUCUCUCUUUUUUUUUAAACAAAUGCUCUUUUUACAGCAUAGGCAAUUACAUUAUUUCAUUUAUAGCUUUGGUGAUAUAUCAGAUAACAUAUUCUGCCAUCCUUAGGUAAGUAUAAAAAUGUUUCGCGUCAGUAAUUAAUAGCAGAAAUAGAU
Messenger RNA from Xiphophorus couchianus (Monterrey platyfish), 1732 nucleotides. It is a transcript of the gene tcf24, whose product is annotated as transcription factor 24. Gene Ontology annotation, biological process: regulation of transcription by RNA polymerase II; developmental process. NCBI's taxonomy places the organism in Eukaryota, Metazoa, Chordata, Actinopteri, Cyprinodontiformes, Poeciliidae. The record is from RefSeq and is a predicted model, not a curated record. Gene Ontology annotation, molecular function: protein dimerization activity; RNA polymerase II transcription regulatory region sequence-specific DNA binding; DNA-binding transcription factor activity, RNA polymerase II-specific.